AUGGCCUCUGCAAAAGGGGUAUUGCGGAACGUGCAGGCGCAGGAGGAGGCGUCUCCGCAUUCCCCUCGGGAAGGGGGAGUUUUGCGCAACGAUGAACUGGCGCGUCAGCUAGAGCAACUUAAAGACAUCGACGCAUUGCAGGCCCUGGCACACAGCAUGGCAGCAGGGGGAAAGGAGGGUUCAUCUGUGCUCACUGCGGCUCAACUGGGGGAGGUGAUAUCUGCGCUGCAGGCGCAGGUGCAGGCUGAGGUGGCAACGCAUCAUGACGACCUCCUGCAGCAGCUAUCCUCGUUAAAAGACACAGAGGGCGUGCUGUCUGUGGUGCGCGCUGGAGUUGACUCGUUACUAGCCUCCGUCCAGCGCGUGCGGGCAGAGAUAGCAGACCCCUAUCGGGCCAUUCAGGUGAAGACACGUCAGCUGGCCGCUCUCUACGACACCAUGGAGCUGCUGAGAGCAGUCAUUAAGUACCUCAAACUGGUGCGCAAGCUGAGGGAGCACCUGAGUGGGGGGGUGGAGAAGGCGGAGCUGGGGAAGGCGGGGCAGGUGUGGCAGGAGGUGGGGGCGGUGCACAGGGAGGCGCAGCUGGGGGGGGUGCAUGUGGUGGAGGCACAGCAUGAGUGGGUGGCGGAGGCAGGGCAGGCUAUUAGGAGAGAGGCGAUGAGGGCGCUGGAGGGGGGCAUGGAGGCGAUGAACCAGGCUGAAGUGGGGAGCGUGCUGCAGGUGUUUUUCAACAUGGGUGAGCUGAGGCAGACGGUGGAUCAGCUGGUGGCGAAGCACAAGGGGCAGGCCAUGCGAGCCGUGGCCACAGGGCUCGACAUGAAGGCUAUCAGUGCGAGCAUGGGAGCAUCAGGAGGUGGAGGAGGCUUGGGUGGCUCCGUGGGCGGACCAGGGGGGGGCAUGCGCAGCGGCACUCCUCCAAUGGGUGGCGCCCCCAGAGCGCGAGAGGCGCUGUGGCAGCGGCUGACUGGAUGCCUGGAUGAGCUGGCGCGUGUUAUGGUGCUGACGUGGCACCUGCAGCGAGUGAUGGCGAAGAAGCGAGAUCCAAUCUCGCAUGUCGUGUUUCUGGACCACGUGCUGCAGUCAGGGGAUUUGCUGCCCACAGAGCGGGUGUGGGAGGCCUUGCUGCGGGCCUUCUCCUCGCAGCUACGAGCCACGUUCACCGCCUCCUCCUUUGUCAAAGAGACCUUCGUCUCCGCCUAUCCCCGCCUCCUCGCCUCCCUAGAAUCCUUCCUGGACCGCCUUCAGGCCGAUACAGACGUGCGGAUUCUGGGCGGAGGGGGAGGCGGACUGGGAGGAGGAGCGGGAGGAGCGGGAGGAGGAGGGUUUGGGUUGGGAGCGGUUGGAGGCGGUUCUGUGGUGGCUGGUUCGUGGGCGAAUGGCGGCACGCCAGCUGUCAUAUCUGUGGAGCAUCGUGCGCAGAUGUUGGCUGCUUUGGAGCCGUUUCAGACAGCCUAUCUGGCCCUCUCGCUCUCUAGAAUGACCGACCCGAUCAACACCAUGAUGCCAGCCGCAGGGGGUGGGAGGGGAGGCGUGCCGGGGCCGGAGGGGGGGGGGCUGCUGAGGCUCGUGCUGGCGAAUGCGGGCAAGGCGCUUCAACUGCUGGCCGAGCGAUGUGAAUACCAGGGGCUGCUGAGGCUCGUGCUGGCGAAUGCGGGCAAGGCUCUGCAGCUGCUGGCAGAGCGGUGUGAAUACCAGGUGUGUGUGGGAUGGGUGUGGGCGCAUGUGUGUGGUAAUGCGUUGUUCUGGCGAAUGCAUGCAACGCGCUGCAUGCAGGUGCCUGUGUGUUCUACUGGUAGCAGUGCACUCACUACUUUUUCUCUUUAUCCUUCUAACCUGUCCUUCUCCCCAUUACACCUGUCGCUACCGGUCCCGAAUCUCGUCAAGUCCUGGAAUCCUGCUCGCCAGCGCAGCAGCGCAACAUCGCCCUGCCCAGAGUCACGCCAGGUCCUCGCCCCCUGCUCGCCAGCCCAGCAGCGCAACAUCUCUCUGUGCGUGCUCCUAGGAGCGGUGCACACACGCUGCAUGCAGCUGCUGGCCCGCCUGCCAGAGGAGGCAGACUGCGUGAUGGAGGCGGGUGUGGGGUCCGUGCAUGGCGUGGCUAUGGACGCUGUUGCUCCCCUCUUCAAGGCCAUGCGGGAUCGCAUCGAGGCAUGCCUUCUUCAAAUCCACCAGCAGGACUUCUCAUCAGACGACCCCAACGCCCCUCCCUCCUCCACCACCCCGCCACCCCGUGGGUCGGCCUCAAGAAACCGUACCAGCAGCAGCGGGGGAUCCACACCACCCCACAAGCACAACCAGCACAACCAGAAUCAGCAGCAGCAGCACGAGUCAGCGGGGGACAACUGCUCGCCAUACAUGGAGAACACCAUUCGAGCCAUCACCCACUUCCACUCUGAGUUUCUCUCCAAGCUUCUUCUCCCUGACUCCUCCUCUACCUCCUCCUUUGCAGCAGCGCCGGCCUCGUCCAUAUUCGCUGCAUCUCUGUCCGGUGCUGCGGGAUCAGGCCCUCUCUCUCCCUCCACCGCCCUGCCCCCUGCGACUGUCUCGGAACCUGUUGCGCAGUCUCUCGCGAAACGCCUGGCAUCCCGCACUCUGCUCUUCUUCGUGCGCCACGCAUCACUUGUACGACCGCUGUCAGAGGCGGGGCGGCUGAGGCUGGCGAGGGACAUGGGCGAGCUGGAGUUCGCCGUGGGGCAGCACCUCUUCCCCACACACGCCCUCGGCGCCUCCUACCGUGCUCUCCGCGCCUUCCGCCCUCUGCUCUUCGUGGACCUGGAGAAGAUCCCCACCAGCUCACUGCUACAGGGCCUCCUACCGCGCCCUCCGCGCCUUCCGCCCGCUGCUUUUCGUGGACCUGGAGAAGAUUGCAACCAGCUCGCUGCUGCAGGUCCUCCCCCCAAGCGUUGUCCUGCACCACCUCUUCUUCCGCGCGCCCCCGAGAUGCUCUCCCCAUUCACCUGCUCGUUGCCUCACUAUAAUUUUCCCCCUUCUUCUCCCCCGGACCCCCCUACUCACCCCCCCAGGAGACUUUUGAGACCUCCCCCCAAGCGUUGUCCUGCACCACCUCUUCUUCCGCGCGCCCCCGAGAUGCUCUCCCCAUUCACCUGCUCGUUGCCUCACUAUUAUUUCCCCCCUUCUCCCCCCGGACCCCCCUACUCACCCCCCCAGGACCUCCCCCCAAGCGUUGCCCUGCACCACCUCUUCUCCCGCGCGCCCCCCGAGCUGCUCUCCCCGUUCACACGCAUUCAGCAGCCCCCAGCACGCUACUCGCUCUGGCUGGACCAGCACUCGCAGCAGCAGGAGGAGCAACUUUUGCACACAACGCACCCACUUCCCCUGUGCUUUUGCUCCUUCCGCCAGGUUUUGUCACUCCAUUCACUCCCGUUGCCCCCUCUUGCUCUCCCUCUCCCUCCCCCGCAGGACCUCCCUCCAAGCGUUGUCCUGCACCACCUCUUCUCCCGCGCGCCCCCUGAGCUGCUCUCCCCAUUCACACGCAUUCAGCAGCCUCCAGCGCGCUACUCGCUCUGGCUGGACCAGCACUCGCAGCAGCAGGCGUGGCAGGGCAUCAAGGCGUCAUUAGACGAUUAUGUGGGGAGUGUGAAGGCGAGGGGUGGGAAGGAGUUUCACCCGGUUUAUGCUGUGAUGCUGCAGCUGGGGCAGAUGCUGUUGGUGGGAGGUAACGAGGGCAAGUAG
Molecule: messenger RNA, 3693 nt
Organism: Closterium sp. Naga37s-1
Lineage: Eukaryota; Viridiplantae; Streptophyta; Zygnematophyceae; Desmidiales; Closteriaceae
Source: the annotation of a GenBank genome assembly